UCACUCACUCUGACACACAUGCAGUGUGUUUGUAUAGACUGAUAAGAGAGAAGGGAGGGAAAACAGUCCAGCUUGAAGAGUGAAAACACACACACACGGGUGAGAAAGCCUAUGGUUGUGUUACUGUGAGAGCAGAUAGGUGCUUAAAUACCCUGGAGGAGAACAGAAAAAAGAAGAAGAAGAAGUCAGAGAAGAAACUCAGUGAGACUGAGAGAGAGAGAGAGAGAGGGUGAGCGUAAACAGGCAAGUGAAGUGUCAGAGACAGAAGUAAGAAGACCAAGGGUAACGGGUUUUGCUGCUGUGCUUGGAUCAUGUCUCUGAAUGGGAAGGUGGCUCUGGUGACCGGGGGGGCUCAGGGCAUCGGGAGAGCUGUGGUCCAAUCACUACUGCAGAACUCAGCCAAGGUGAGCAUGGUGGACCUGAACAAGACCGGUGGUGAAGAAUGCAAAGCACAGCUGGAUGCCGAAUUCGGAGAGGGCAACUGCUCCUUUAUCUCAUGUGAUGUGUCUAAUGGAGACGCGCUGAGAGACGCAUUCCAGAGCACAGUCGACAAGUUUGGUCGCCUGGAUAUCGUUAUCAACAAUGCCGGCAUCAACAAUGAAAAGAACUGGGAGAAAACCAUACAAGUCAACCUGACAUCUGUAAUUAAAGGGACCUACUUGGCUCUGGAACACAUGAGUAAGGAAUAUGGCAAAGAAGGAGGCACCAUUAUCAAUGUAUCCUCUAUGGCAGCCUUCAUGCAUUCUCCUCAUCAGCCUGUCUACACUGCUACUAAACACGGAGUCAUUGGCUUCACCAGAGCUAUGGCGGACGCGUCUUCUCAGGGCGACUACGGUGUUCGUAUCAACGCGCUGUGCCCGGCCUUUGUUGACACACCUCUGCUGCAUUCAGUGGAACAGGAGGACAACAUGGGCAAGUUUGUCAAGUUCAAGGACGAUUUCAAACGCAGCAUGAGCAAAUUUGGAGUUUUAAAGCCAGCACUGAUCGCAGAGGGCAUGAUGAUGCUGAUCACAGACACCACUCUGCAUGGAGCGGUGAUGAAGAUCACCUGCUCUAAGGGAAUCCACUUUCACACCUAUGAGCCCAUGUCUGCUUGAGCCUUGACAUACUGGACAUAUUGGACGAAGCUGCUGACAAGAGUAACGCAGUACCUUCACCGAAGCAGGUUUUGAACAUCUGGCUGACACUGAAGUUAAUAUCAGAACUGCAUCAGGGAAAACUGAUUUGAAUAAUCCCUGAUCAAUUACAUACAUUUGUCUUGAUUGAAUGCUAUCCAAGUAAUCGUUCUAUGCACUGUCAAAGUAUACUGUCUGGUCUUGCUAAUUGUGUUAAUGAUGUCGUAACGAUGAUCGGAAUUGUCAAAAUUACUGUAGAAAGUCCAGUGUUUUCACUGCUAGUCAAGAUACAAACUGAUUAUGCAGCUUUUUUGAUUAAACAGUGUUAUCAUAGCAACUGUAAGCUACAGUUAUUAUUUAACAGCUGGUUCAUAUGGUUUGUAUAGAUAUUUAAAAACAUCCAGUGAGAUAGUCUGAUAUGGGAAUAUGGGACUUAUUUAUUUGUAUUUCAUAGCUACCCUAUCUCUGCAGUAAGCCAUUCACAUUUUUACCCUCUUUUUGCUGUGUGAAAACCGUCUACGUCCACAUUAGGGUUUCCAGACCGUUUUUCUAGAGACCUGCGUCCGCACUGACCCGAAUAAAGACUGUUUUUUUCUUCUUCUUCUUCUUUGGCCUAUUUUCACUUGAGAAGCAAAACUGCAUCACAUUGUGAUAGACAGAUGACAACAGCUUUGACGUAUUAUUGGCUACACCCAGGUUUAAAGAUGUGUUAGAAGACAAGAGGCCUGAGUCCAAGUCGCUGUGGUUACACCCAGUGCGCACUUUAUGCAAGUGCAAUUACUGAGUCAUGACAGCGCACUUAUUGUGUGUGCUGCAGAGGCAUGGGUUACUGCAGGUAAUCUAAUUCAUAUUCCUCCCAUUAUAGACGUGUUAUUACACCCACCAACCACAUUAAGUCCAUUAUUAUGACGCAGACAGUUUUCCUCCUCCUCAGUUAAAUACUGGAGCAUUUAUUACUGGAGCUUUUAUUUAUUACAAGCAAAGCACAGUAUAGCCAAGUUAAUGGACCAAGCAUUCACAUAUGACUUGAGGGUCUCUUGCACUCUCUUCUCUUCGAGAAAUCUACUCUGAUGAUAUUCUCUUUGCUUAUUUUUUUUUUUAUUGCAUAUGUUUUUUUAAUCUCUUUCUGCACUUAGAAAAGUAUCAUUAAAUUACGCCUUGAUUUGAAUGAUCUUAAGUGAACAUUAUUUAUUUGUAUGUCUUUUAUGUACUUGAGGUAUUGGGUUAAAUUCAAUAAAAACCCUUGUUUAAAAAAA
Molecule: messenger RNA, 2371 nt
Organism: Scatophagus argus
Lineage: Eukaryota; Metazoa; Chordata; Actinopteri; Scatophagidae
Gene: hpgd
Product: 15-hydroxyprostaglandin dehydrogenase
Exons: 7
Coding region: 312-1097 (261 amino acids)
Cellular component (GO): cytoplasm
Molecular function (GO): oxidoreductase activity, acting on the CH-OH group of donors, NAD or NADP as acceptor
Source: RefSeq, a predicted model, not a curated record